Lytechinus variegatus (green sea urchin) is the source of this 624-nucleotide messenger RNA. It is a transcript of the gene rpl24, whose product is annotated as 60S ribosomal protein L24-like. NCBI's taxonomy places the organism in Eukaryota, Metazoa, Echinodermata, Echinoidea, Temnopleuroida, Toxopneustidae. The record is from RefSeq and is a predicted model, not a curated record. The transcript is spliced from 5 exons. The coding region runs from base 84 to 548 and encodes 154 amino acids. Gene Ontology annotation, biological process: cytoplasmic translation. Gene Ontology annotation, cellular component: cytosolic large ribosomal subunit. Gene Ontology annotation, molecular function: structural constituent of ribosome; mRNA binding.
GUCUACUUUGAUCGAUACUCUAUAUCGAUAUCAAUCUAUGUACCCACAAUCCUUUAUUUGGCCUUUCUUCCGCUAAAGCCAAGAUGAAGGUCGAGCUGUGUAAUUUCAGUGGGCUGAAAAUCCACCCUGGCCAUGGCCGUCGGUAUGCCAGAAUCGACGGAAAGGUCUUCAAUUUUAUCAAUGGCAAGUGCAAGGCCUCCUUCAUGAUGAAGCGCAACCCACGUCGGGUGAACUGGACAGUGCUCUACCGUCGUAAGAACAAGAAGGGUUCCCAGGAAGAGAUCACCAAGAAGAGGACACGUAGAACCACCAAGUAUCAACGUGCCAUUGGUAGCGCCUCUCUUGCUGACAUCAUGGCCAAGAGGAACCAGAAACCAGAGGCUAGGAAAGCCCAGCGUGAGCAAGCCAUCAAGGCUGCCAAAGAAAAAACGAAGGCAAAGAAGGCCCUGAAGAAGGCUGCAGCUCCACCCAAGGCGAGAGCAGGCACAAAAGGCAAGGCACAACAGAAGGUAAAAUCAUCAGCACCACGUGUUGGCGGAAAGCGAUGAGGACACUCUAGAGAGGGUGGCAUUAAAAAAACUGUACAGAUUGCAGGAAUGAAUAAAUGUAUUCAUAUGCAAUGCA